Messenger RNA from Pleurotus ostreatus (oyster mushroom), 1014 nucleotides. RefSeq lists its product as uncharacterized. Bases 1 to 1014 code for a protein of 337 amino acids. NCBI's taxonomy places the organism in Eukaryota, Fungi, Basidiomycota, Agaricomycetes, Agaricales, Pleurotaceae. The transcript has 8 exons. The record is from RefSeq and is a predicted model, not a curated record.
AUGCCUAUUUGCUCACGGAAUGGAUGCAAGAAGGACUUCGAAGAGGGUACCAGCGAGCCUUGCAUCCAUCACCCUGGUGCUCCGGUAUUCCACGAAGGACUCAAGUCAUGGUCUUGCUGUCAGGAUGUAAACAAGCCUGUGACAGACUUCGACGAUUUUCUGAAAAUACCUGGAUGUUCUACAGCAGAUCAACACGACGCAAAUGCAGCACCUGUGGAGGCCGUAAAGUCGACCCCCAACACCAGUUUGCACAUGACAGAGACACCAGACGGUAAAGAGGUUUAUGGGUCUUCAAAGCAGACACGAACUGCGUCACAGGACGCCGUGAUCGCGCCGACUCCCGUUAUCCAAGAGGAAGACGAUCCAAGUGUCCCCGUAAGUCCCGGUACGCGGUGCAGACGCAAGGGCUGCGGGGUUGCCUUUGUUAGUGACGCUCUGAAUAGAAGUGAGGAUGGUGAGGGUUCGGUUUGCAUGUAUCACCCUUUACCACCACUCUUUCGAGAAGGUAGUAAGGGGUACCUGUGCUGCAAGCGCAAAGUCCUUGAAUUUGAAGAGUUUCUGAAAAUCGAGGGUUGCACGAAGGGACGACAUGUGUUCACACCCAAAGUCUCCGACAUCACGACCGAAGAAAAAGUCUCUUGUCGAAUCGAUCACUAUCAAACCGUUGACAAAGUUCACGUAUCUGUCUUCGCGAAAGCAGUUGACAAAGAUAAAAGCAAUAUUGCAUUCGAAGCUUCCCAGGUAUCGAUAGAUUUAUAUCUACCCCAGUCUAAACGAUUUUCUCGAAAACUCGAUCUUUUUGGCCCAAUCGACCCUACUCUUUCGACUUACAGCGUAUUGGGAUCGAAGGUUGAAUUGCACUUGCACAAGCAAGAUACUCGGAGUUGGACCGUCUUGGAGAAACCAACCCAAAGCCUUGGAAACAUCAGUCUAACGUUUGGUGUGGGUGGAAGAACAGGCACGAUUGGAGGGAAGGAGGUGGUUUUGGAUGGGUCCAACAAGGCUCGCGGCUGA